Molecule: messenger RNA, 1419 nt
Organism: Solanum pennellii
Lineage: Eukaryota; Viridiplantae; Streptophyta; Magnoliopsida; Solanales; Solanaceae
Exons: 1
Coding region: 301-1134 (277 amino acids)
Source: RefSeq, a predicted model, not a curated record
UUCAAUUCGUUUGUCUUUCAACAAAAUAAUCCUUUACAACUCUUUAAUUCUUAUAUAUGGGAGAAACAAAUUGAAAUAAGGAGUAUCCUUUUGUUAAGUACGUGCCUAGGUACAUAUUCUUAGUUUAUAUGCGCCACCAGUUUCAGUGUGGAGUCUUGUACAAUUUUUGGCCCCAUGUUAGGAUUUGGUAGUUGAAAAUAUUUAUCAAAGGGAUAUAUUUUUUUACAAGUUAGAAAGGCAAAAUAUGUAUUAAUUAAUCGUAAACAAAAUUACAGUAAAAGGGAAGGAAGCAUUUGAUGGAUGCGGACCGGGUCUUGUUUACUAAUAAUAAGGCAUUUCAAAAAGUCGGAAAAUCGGAAACCCCAUUGCGUGGCGCUGAUCAUAGCGUUUUUGUUUGGAUUUCUGGAAAUCAUGUUGCUUAGUCGAACCAAAUCAAAGAUUUGGAUUCACAACAACGAUUCUCCUAAUUUCUCUUGUUCUUCUUUCAAAGAUAUCAACACCCUUUUCUCCGACGAUUCUGAUUACAAUUCACCCGUUUCCACCACCAAAAAAUCCAAUAUAUUCCAUCGUGUCCUCCGCGUUAACGCCGUCCUCCGUGCUUUCUCUACCCGUCCCGCACCCACACCCGAACCCGAAGCAACAACUCCGAAAUCCAUUCAAAUCCCAGCAGCUGAGAAGAAAAUAGUGAUUUACUUCACCAGCCUCAGAGUAAUUCGUUCUACAUUUGAUGACUGCAAAGCCGUACGAUCAAUUCUCUCUAGCUUUGGUGUUUCGGUGGAUGAACGAGAUGUGUCUAUGGAUGCUGGGUUCAUGGAAGAGCUAAAGACCAUAUUGGGUACCCGUGUAAAGACGAAAUUGACCUUGCCCAGAGUUUUCAUCGGCGGGAGUUAUGUUGGUGGCGCAACGGAGAUUAUUCAGCUGCAUGAAGCCGGUGAGCUGAAGAAAUACGUUGAAGGGCUGACUCCGGCAGAAUUCAGCACGUGCCAAGUGUGUGGAGGAAAUAGAUUUGUUCUCUGUGAAGAGUGCAGUGGUAGCCAAAAGUGUUAUAGCGAGAAAAGUGGAUUCAGGACUUGCACGGUUUGUAAUGAGAAUGGUUUGAUCAGGUGCCCUUCCUGUUACAUCCCGAUACUCUGAAUGCAAUCGUUAACAUUGUUUUUGUUAGAUUAGUCAGAAAGUAUUAGCUGAAAAUGUAGGUGAAAAUUUCAGUAGUAGAAGGAAUGCUGUGCUUAUAAAAGUAAAGAAGGCAGUUCGGUUUUUGCAAAAUGCUCUCUUUAGUUGAUUUUCUUUCUUCGGUGUUUGCUUUUGACAUAGUUCUGUAAAGUACUAAUUAAAAAGUGACUACAACUAUGUGGGAUAAUACAUGCUAAUUAUGCAUGAAUUGUGAUGUUGUCCUUUGGUAAAUUUCGUAGAUUUGUUUAA